AUGGUUUUAAGCAUUCCGAGUUGUAUUGUUUGUAAAAUAGCUCCCGAGCAAGAACCAAAGCCUGUCAUUUCACAGCCGGUAGUUGACAUAAUUGAUGCUUUAUUCGUAAAAAAUGAUAUUCCCUUUGACAUAAUAAUCUAUGGAGGAUUUUCGGACCAAACUUUGGAUAUUUUUGACCAACUUCCUAGCUUAGCUGGAAUGAACCUUUAUAUCGCAUUGUAUCAAUAUUUCCUGAUUCGUUCACAAAAUGGACUAGAACUUGUGACCUUUGAGUGGUAUACCGAUAAAGUUUGUAAUGUGCCGAUGAUUAUUCCAAUUAAUACUUUCGAUACAAACCUCAUGAAAUGGAAAAACGAAUUAAAAAUUCCUGGAAAAUUUAGACAAUUUUAUGGAUGCAUGCUUACAAUUGGAGUUGCUGUUGGGCGUAUGCAUGUAGACUUGGAUGUAUCGAACAAUCUAGUUGGACCACCAAUAGAUCUUUUUAAGGCAAUGGCUUCAGUCGGAAAUUUUACAAUUAAUCAUCAGCAUAUCCAAAAGCCAGAUGGGUUGUGUAUGCAGCCAAUUGCACAAAAUGGACAAACAUUGGAUAUUCAAGUGUACUUUCAGAUGCCAAGAGUUGCAUUUUCUAGAUUUACAGAUGUAAUGCAUUUAACUACUGUCUUUCUUGGGGAAAGUGUCACAUUUCUUUUAACAGAACCAGAAGCUUAUUCAUCAUAUGAGAAGCUUGUACUGCCUUUUGAUACUCUUACAUGGAUCUUCUCAAUCGCUGUUUUCUUGGGUGCAUUUGUGUGCAUUUUUAUAAUCAAUCUGAUUUCACCAACAAUGCAAAAUUUAUUUUAUGGUGAGCAUGUGACGUCACCAGCCUUAAACGUCAUUGGAAUCUAUUUUGGAUCCUCGCAGAUAUCGCUUCCAUUUCGAAACUUUCCAAGAAUUAUUCUAGUGACAUUCAUCAUGUUCUGUUUAGUGCUAAGGACAGCUUAUCAAGGAGUUCUGUUUGAAAUGGUUGCUGGUGAUAUUCGAAAGCCAUUGCCAAAAACAGUCGAUGACUUGUAUAAAAUGAAUUACACAAUUACUAUUGGGGACGAUCUUGAGGAGUCUAUGGAAGAAACUAUUCCUGAAGAUAGGAGACCGAAUGUUAUUGUGAUGAACAUCGCUGACCAAGAGAUAGAAAUAAUGCAUAACAUCUCAAACUCAGCAUUAAAAUUUGCUCAUUGCAGUUACGAGAAAAUGCUUCAAUGUUAUCAAAACCACUUUCCCGAAUCUGGUGGCUUCUUAAAAGAGCAUCUCUAUUCCUUCAUCACUGGUUUCAUGCUUUACCAUUUUCAUUUUUUAUUUGAAUUAACUGAUGAGACAGUUCAAGCUCUACUGACAGGUGGAAUACUGCAGCAUUCCUUUGAAAUGGAAGACUUUAAAGCUAAUCAUGAAGUUCAUUCAAUGGCGAUGAAUAUCCGCAGUAUGACUGAAAAAUCAAAAGUAAUGACGAUGGACGAUCUUUCGUAUGGAUUUACGUUGUGGAUGUUUUCUUGUUUGAUAACAUUUAUUGUGUUUCUAGUAGAAAUGACAACAUUUUAUUUGGGAUUUGGACCAUUUAUUUAUUAUUUUAAAUGUUUUGUGAAUUUGGUGGUUUUGAAAAUUUGUACCAAUAGGAUUCGUUAG
Chironomus riparius is the source of this 1656-nucleotide messenger RNA. The record is from the annotation of a GenBank genome assembly. Lineage: Eukaryota; Metazoa; Arthropoda; Insecta; Diptera; Chironomidae.